GGAGAAAUAUGAGAGACGUAAAAUUGAUUUGAUAUUUGAGUUGUGGUCUUCACUCGGAGUCUCGGACUCUGCUUUCCUCUAUCCAAAAAAAAUCAUGUCUGCUUUGUCAAACCAAAGCUUGGCAUCUUUAUUACCUUUAAUUGACCGCCAUUACUGCACUCAUCACUUGUCAAAACCUCACUUCUUCCUCCUCCUCUCAAACUCCAAACCCUUUAAAACUUGUUUACCUCUCUGUGCAACCCCACCCAUUUCCACUCCUCAUUCUUCACCUCAAAUUUUCCUGCCUUUUCUCCAAGAACAGGAACAACAACCAAACCCCAAGUCAAACCCACUCGAAGAUGAACAUGAACAUGAAGAAGAAGAAGAAGAAGAAGACAUCAUCGAUCCAAUUCUCAAUUUCUUCAAAACUCAAACCCCAAAUCAAGACCCACCUCGCCUUGGCAAACUGUCUCUCCAAAAGAACCGCCGCUCUUCUUGGCAUCUCUCUCCCCAUAUCAAUUCCAUUAAUCAACCCGAAACUCCUAUUGAUUCUGAUUUCGAGGACCUUUCCGUUCCAAAAGAAGAAAAACAACAUACAGAGUCUUCACCCGAUGGUCCUGUCGGUGAAAUUUUACAAAUUGCAAGGAAUUUACCGGAGAAUUCCACGUUAGGUGAAGUCUUAGGGGGUUAUGAGGGAAGAGUUAGUAAAAGAGAGUGUGUUCAAAUGUUGGGGUUGAUGGCAGAGGAAGGUCUUUUGAUGAGUUGCUUGUAUUUUUAUGAGUGGAUGAGAUUGCAGGAACCUUCGCUUGAGUCGCCACGCGCUUGUUCUGUUUUGUUUCCAAUAUUGGGGAGGGCUAGAAGGGGAGACCACUUGAUGAUUUUGUUUAAGAAUUUGCCUCAAAGCAAGGAAUUUAGAGACGUUCAUGUUUAUAAUGCUGCUAUAUCAGGACUUUGUUCUUGUGGAAGGUAUGAUGAUGCUUGCGAGGUGUACCAAACAAUGGAAACAAAUAAUAUCUGUCCAGAUCAUGUAACGUGUUCCAUAAUGAUAACAGUGAUGAGAAAAAAUGGUCGUAGCGCAAAAGAAGCAUGGGAAUUCUUUGAGAAGAUGAACAGAAAAGGAGUCAAAUGGAGUGAAGAAGUUCUGGGUGCUCUGAUAAAAUCAUUCUGUGAUGAGGGGCUCAAGAAUGAAGCCCUUAUUAUCCAUAUGGAAAUGGAGAAGAAAGGAAUCUAUUCAAAUGCCAUUGUAUAUAACACUAUUAUGGAUGCUUAUUGUAAAUCCAACCAAAUUGAAGAAGCUGAAGGUCUUUUCCAUGAGAUGAAAACAAAAGGCGUUAUGCCUACCUCUGUCACCUUUAACAUCCUUAUGGAUGCAUACAGUAGAAGAAUGCAGCCUGAGAUUGUUGAGAAGCUACUGUUAGAAAUGCAGGACAGUGGAUUGGAGCCAAAUGCCAAAUCAUAUACAUGUCUUAUCAGUGCGUAUGGUAGGCAGAGGAAGAUGAGUGAUAUGGCUGCUGAUGCUUUCUUGAGGAUGAAAAAAGUUGGCAUAAAGCCAACUUCGCAUUCUUAUACAGCACUGAUCCAUGCUUAUUCUGUCAAUGGCUGGCAUGAGAAAGCUUAUAUCACAUUUGAAAACAUGAAAAAGGAAGGUAUUAAACCUUCCAUAGAAACCUACACUGCACUGCUGGAUGCAUUUAGGCGUGCUGGUGACACUGAAACAUUGAUGAAAAUAUGGAAAUUGAUGAUCAGUGAAAGAAUUGAAGGCACUCGAGUGACAUUUAACAUUCUGCUUGAUGGAUUUGCUAAACAGGGUCAGUACAUUGAAGCAAGGGAUGUGGUCUAUGAAUUUGGGAGGAAUGGCUUGCCGCCCACGUUAAUGACAUAUAAUAUGCUGAUUAAUGCAUAUGGACGAGGAGGGCAAACCUCAAAGUUGCCACAGCUAUUGAAAGAAAUGGCAGCUCUCAAUCUGAAAGCUGAUUCAAUUACUUAUUCCACCAUGAUCUAUGCCUUUGUCCGUGUUCGUGAUUUUAAGAGGGCUUUUUUUUAUCACAAGAAGAUGGUAAAAAGCGGACAGGUCCCAGAUGUGAAGUCGUAUGAAAAGCUAAGGUCAAUUUUGGAUGUGAAAGCUGCAACAAAGAACAGAAAGGACAAGAGUGCUAUACUUGGUAUAAUUAAUAGCAAAAUGGGCAUGGUAAAAGCUAAGAGGAAGGGAAAGAAAGACGAAUUCUGGAAGUACAAGAAAAGGCAGCCAAGAACUCAAGAUCUACCCCGUGAUGGACAGUAAUUAUAUGCUAUUCUUUGAGAAGAUCAUUAUAAGAAACCUCAGUGGAUCUAGUUGGCUCUCUCUAAAAGAAAUCAUUUUGCUAUGUAACGCUUGUCCUUAGGAUGGUUUGAAUUUUUCCUUUGGAAUGAUUCUUCUCUACCAAGAUAUAAUCUCAAAGUUCUCAACCAUUGAAGGAAACAUAUCAACAUCAAAAGGCUUCAGAAAAAUUUUGCUAUCCAUUACCGAACCAGAAGAUAGACUGCUGUGAAUUUGUACCACUAACCUGGCAAUCUUUAGGUAAUUGUUCUAUUUAUGCUUUGAUGUAUAUAGAAAUUCUUUUGGUUCACUUAAUCCCCAUAUAUGAAAUAUAUGACUUGGCUUACCUUUUAAGAAAGUUUUAGUUGACUUUAAGUUGUAGUAAAUUGAUUGAUUAGGGUAAUUCAUGAACCUUUCAUGGGAUAUCUGGCCUUUCCACAAACAAGCACCAAAUUCUGAUGUUUGAUUUUAAGGGCAGAUUUUAGUAUAAUACGGAAAAAAAAAUGGAAGUCCUGAAUCCCCCCAUAUUCAGAGAGUGGGCAAUAAGGGGAGGGCGGUAUAAUAACCUUUGCAAGGAAUUAUCAAGAGAUGCAUGCAUCUUGCAGAGGCCAAAGGCAUUGCGGUAGCAUCAAUUUAGAUCAAAGUUUAUUAUAAUAAUUACACUAAAACGUUCUCAUAUACAUUCGGCCAUGGGGAACACAAACCCACCAAGUCACAGUCAGACACACAUGCUUCUCCUCUUUGCGAAAGAUCCUUUAAACUUUUUAAUGCAGUGGUAUCAGUUUAUACAUGUC
Messenger RNA from Pistacia vera, 3069 nucleotides. RefSeq names its product pentatricopeptide repeat-containing protein At5g50280, chloroplastic. The transcript is spliced from 2 exons. NCBI's taxonomy places the organism in Eukaryota, Viridiplantae, Streptophyta, Magnoliopsida, Sapindales, Anacardiaceae. The coding region runs from base 95 to 2260 and encodes 721 amino acids. The record is from RefSeq and is a predicted model, not a curated record. Gene Ontology annotation, molecular function: protein binding.